This is a messenger RNA of Nerophis ophidion (straightnose pipefish), 3460 nucleotides long. RefSeq names its product syntaphilin (gene snpha). Gene Ontology annotation, cellular component: cytoplasmic microtubule; mitochondrion. The coding region runs from base 237 to 1763 and encodes 508 amino acids. The transcript has 5 exons. Gene Ontology annotation, biological process: neuron differentiation. Lineage: Eukaryota; Metazoa; Chordata; Actinopteri; Syngnathiformes; Syngnathidae. The record is from RefSeq and is a predicted model, not a curated record.
GGCUCACUUCAUCUGUGCGCUUCAUGGCUGCAGUGUGCACUCGGAUCUGCAUCAGCAACAUAUUCCCGUCCUGCUGCCAGCGACGCCAAAGCGGCAGCCAUGGCAGCGACACUGAGCAUCGUCCAUGUAAACUGCAUGCUUUUGUUUAAGGCUUCUGGCGGUCUAGAGAAGAUUCCUGGAAGGCUCACAGUAUAGUGCAGCAGUAAGUGCUCCUGGCCUUUCUCUCUAGAGGCAACAUGUCAGUUUCUCUCACCCCAAGUAGGAAGCCUUCAUCGGGUCAGCGCAGGCGCUCAGCAGGAACAAGUGGCAGCAGUGCACGAUGCAGCCACUCUGACACGUCCAGCAGCUACCAGCUCAAAGUCAAGGCGACCGAGGGCAGCCUCACACCAAGGACGCAUCCCAGUACACCGAGGCGUCAGGUGAAGCACUCAGUGUGUAGUGACAACCAUGGGAUCAGGCCUCCAACCCCGGAGCAGUACCUCACACCCAUGCAGCAGAAGGAGGUGUGUAUUCGACAUCUGCGAGCCCGGCUGAGGGAGAACGUGGAAAGAUUACAACACAGAGACUGUGAAAUAGACGACUUGAGGACUCAGCUGUACAAAAUGCAAGAAGACUGGAUAGAAGAGGAAUGCCACCGUGUGGAAGCCCAGUUGGCACUAAAGGAAGCCCGCAAGGAAAUCCAGCACCUUCAAGGAGUGGUAGAGUCAGUCAGGACCAACCUGAGUGUUCGAGAAGACCCCCUCAACCAAAAGCCAUACUUACGGUCACAGGACACCAGGCCAGGAGGAAGGUCUCGCUCUUGUGGAUGUUCUCCUGCCAGCACGUUGACCCGCAGUGCCCCUCGUACUCGCUUGAGCACCGAGGCCCUGCAUCUGGAGCGUAGUCCAAACGCGCCUGAGUCAAGCAGAGCAUCACGAGUGGCAGGGCAGGCCCACCUCCUCCUGGAAGCAGCACUUCUGUCCGAGCAGACGCCUCCACAGGGCGACAUCAGAGGGAUGGUGUCUCCUUCUUCCACCUAUGAAAGAGUGUGCAGAGGGGGCGCUGUGCUGCCAAUGUCCCACUCCUGCCAUUCCCUUAGUGGCAGCUGCAGGUGCAGUGGUCAUGCCUAUUUCCCACAUCAUCACUUAUACCUGCACUUACCUCAGGAGGAGCCUCCAGAUACAGUUCCUGUGGCUCCUGCUGCUGACCCAGUCCCAACACCUACUGCUCCAAUGCAGAGGAAACCAGAGUUGCGCUCAAGGGCCUGCAGCCCAACUAUGACUUGGUUGUGUGAGGAAAGUGUCAAGGAGGAGCUGAGUGUCAUUUCUACAACAACAAUGGACCUGACUCCUUCAGAGCAACUUCUCUUUCCAACAUCUGUGUCUUCUCGUCCACUUAGCGAGGAGCCAAAUAAGUUUGUGUGCAUAAAGACGCCUGAAGAGCCCCACGUGUGUCAGCCUCCCCCUGCAGCCCCACUUCCGCUCCCCGUGAGGCAGGAAGCCACCCUGCUGGACAUAGAAGAGGACGCCAAGGAAGAGAAUGAAGAGGGAAAUGAUUUGCACCAGAGGUGUCACUGGAGCCCGUACUUCCUUGUGGAUCUGCUGGCUUUGGCAGUGCCAGUGGUUCCAACUAUGGCAUGGCUGUGUCGCGGGGCACAGCAGGACAUCAUGCCUGUGUAUCAUAUCGGGUCUCUGCUGAGAGGCUGCUGUGCUGUGGCCCUCCACUCGCUCCGCAGGCAGGGUGCAGCACGCAGACGUGCCAGUCUGAAUGGAACAAUAACCUGACUUUGAACACUAAUGCCGACAAAGUCUGCAUGACAAUUGGCCUUAGAGAACAAAAAAUUUAACAUUACUUCAAUUUCUUUCUCUCCGCAGCUUAAUUUUUGCAUGUUGGAGUCCAUCCAAAGCUGCUGUCAGAUGUUUUCUACUCAAAAGACAGUUCACAACAGAACACAAGGUUAUGAUGAAUUAAUUUGUGUAAACUUCUGUUCUUGCUCAAUUUCCCAAAGAAUCGCAUUGGCAGGUUGGCAUUCCUUGGAGAAAAAUAAGUGCUAAAUUUGUACAUGAAUGAAGCUUCAUAGAGAGCACUUAAAAGUGGGAAGCACUUUUUCACCAUGGAACUACUUGAUAAAUCUGUGCAGGCAUUUAUGGAAUGUUGUAAUGGAAGCGCUUUAAAGAUCAGAUUGUGAUAGUCAGUCAGAUAUAUUUUGGAAUGUUGUAUUACAAGGAAUAAUUGGAGUCUCAUCAAAUCAUUAGGAUAACAAAGGAUAUGAAUUUACUCACUACAGCUCACACGCACAACAUUUAGGGAUGAUUGCUUUUAACGGGAAAAGAGACAGAUGCCAACUGAGGUAAGCUGAAAGGCCCAAGGUCAAAUGAAUACACACUUCAAUUAAGUGUUCCAGCAACCAAGUCAUCAAAUGAUCAAUAGUGCAGGUGUUUUGUGUUAGAAAAAUAGAUUAGGUGAUGACAAAAUACAUGUGCUGAAAUCAAAUUGAUCAGAUAAGUUCACUUGACAUGAUCCACUACUAUUUAAAGUUGUCCUGCUGCUGUGCUGCAUUUUUAUCAUGGUCCUGGAAAAUAUUAAACCUGUAAUAGCUUUAAUGUUUUUACAAGUUCCAGCCUUAUGCAAAAAAAAAAUAAUGUUUUGGUUUUCAGGGUCGAGCUCAAUUCAACAGCAAACAGAUCAACAGUCCGCAUGGUUGGACCUGCACAUUUGCACAGGAAAUCUUUGGAGAUGUUUUAGUUGGUUUAAAAAAAAAAAAAAACUUUUACCCUUAAUAUGUAAUAUACCAACAAAAGCAAUGCAAUUGCAAACAAGUAGUAUGCACAACUCUGUAAAGUAGCUUUCUUUGAAUAAGACAAAAAAAAGGCAUCUUCAAAAUAAAAACCAUAUAGUCAAAAAGUUUGUGGUAAAAUUACUCUUUUAUUGUGAAGAGUAAGGACCCAAAUGCAACGUCCACAGCUUGUAACACACAACUCCUUGAAAAAAAUGCAACCACAAACUGCAGGGUUUCAACAAUCCCUGAGGGGGAAAGUCUUCAUGCAAGUGUCAAAAGCUUUUGCCCCCAACAGUUUUUUGUCCCCCACAAAACCUUUUGGCAAUAAACUCCCCACAUUUUACAAGCAACCAUCAAGACAACAACUGUCCAGUUGUGAGAGUCUGAGCAAAGAUCGUUUCACUCUCAUAAAUAAUUAAUAUGGCCAUACAGACAGUCAAUCUAACAUUUGCAGAGACCUGUAGGCAGCUCAUGGCAAAUAUGUGCUUGAUUCGAAAAUUCUAAAUUAUGCCGGAAUCCUGUCCUAAGUAGUCCAAUAACUAAUCACCACAGACAUUCAUAGAAAUCUCUCUGUCAAACAAUGUAUUUUCUUGAAGAAAAUGCACUACCCACAAUCUGGACUGUUAUUGUGGAAAGGCCGCAAAGCCAAAGACCUGUUCAGUUUCUGUAUAAAAACUGACAUGUUUUGUAACUUCUCGAAAA